UCGACCAAUCACCGGCCAGCUGUGGUCGCCCGUCGAUGACGCAACUCAAGCAUGCCGGCGAGUAGAGGAUGUUGAGGCUCAUCUCCAGAGUCUUUGCGUCUGCACCCAUUGAAGGAAAGAGCUUCUGCUCUGCGGCCUCACUGCCAGACUCACUUUGUUCUGGCUUUGCUGUUAAAAACAUCAUGGAGCCUAAACUGUACCGGCCCCCUCCAGAGGUCCGGGGUAUGACCUCUCUGGACAAAGAGGCCUUCACACAGACUAUUACUGUCCCCGCUCUACGGGUGCCCACUGGGGUCUUGAACAAGGUGGUAAAGAGCCUGAGAAAGGCGACCAUCCACCGCCCAGGGGUUCCCAGGGUGGUGCAGGAUAAAGAGGAGAGUAGUGACUUUCGUUUAGUCCUGUUGGACCCCCACAGAGUGUCCUCUCCAAGCUCCUUCACUGAAGCCGAAGCUGAGGCUCUGAGGUCAUUCAGUGUCCCUGAAGAGCUGCAGCACUUCGAGCUGCGACUCACCUAUCACAACCUGAAGAGUGAAGAAGUGCUGGAGGCCGUGCUCCCUCAGGGUCAGGACGUGGCCUCUGGCUUCAGCCGGGUGGGACACAUCGCACACAUGAACCUGAGGGACCACCAGCUGCCAUACAAGAACCUCAUAGGUCAAGUCAUCAUGGACAAAAACCCCGGUGUCACCUGUGUGGUCAAUAAGACAAACAUGAUUGAUUCCACCUACCGCAACUUCAAGAUGGAGGUGCUAGCUGGAGAGGAGAACAUGGUCGCCAAAGUGAAAGAAAACGGGGUGACGUACGAGUUUGAUUUUUCUCGUGUAUACUGGAAUCCCCGGCUGAGCACAGAGCACCAGCGUGUGGUGCAGCUCGUGAAGCGCGGCGACACUGUGUUUGACGUGUUUGCUGGUGUUGGACCUUUCGCCGUCCCGGCUGCCCGCUUGGGUGCAAACGUCCUGGCCAACGAUCUCAACCCAGAGUCCCACCGAUGGCUGCAGCACAACUGCAAACUCAACAAGGUGGAGAAGAAAGUCAGAACCUUUAACCUCGACGGCAGAGCGUUCAUCCAGGGGCCUCUGAAACAGGAGCUGCCCGCGCUGCUGAAGGGAAAAGCCAGCGUUCAUGUAGUGAUGAACCUGCCCGGCUUGGCUCUGGACUUCCUGGAUGCAUUCAGAGGCCUAUUGCACCAGGAGCCUUCCUGUGAUGAGAACCUACCCACAGUGCACUGCUACGGCUUCUCUAAAGAUGACAACCCUGAGGCAGAUGUGGCGGAGCGGGCUUCCCAAAGCCUCGGGUUUCCCCUGAAGGACCGAUGUUCUGUGCAUUUUGUGCGUAAUGUAGCGCCCAACAAAGAUAUGCUGUGUGUGAGUUUCACACUCCCGAAAGAGGUCCUCUUCAGCGGUGAUCCUGAACAGACAGAGGCUUCAGCAGAACCAGCUCCAAAGAGACAGAAGUGUGAAGAAGCUACAGAUUCAACUUAAUUAAUGACCCACCAUUAUAAAGAAUACAAGGAAACAUUUGAGUUUUCUUUUUCACAUUUUUAUAAUUGAUGCCAUUGCAUCCCGUCAUAAACCAUGACCCAGCAUUAGUUGAAUACAUGAAUGUAUUUGUUCAUACUAAAAUGUAUUAGAACUACUAUUGUUCAGAGCUUGGUCAUACGUCUUAAGUUGUUUCACUUUUAAAUAAAUAAAA
Messenger RNA from Anoplopoma fimbria (sablefish), 1689 nucleotides. It is a transcript of the gene trmt5, whose product is annotated as tRNA methyltransferase 5. Gene Ontology annotation, biological process: mitochondrial tRNA methylation; tRNA N1-guanine methylation. Lineage: Eukaryota; Metazoa; Chordata; Actinopteri; Perciformes; Anoplopomatidae. The record is from RefSeq and is a predicted model, not a curated record. Bases 69 to 1478 code for a protein of 469 amino acids. Gene Ontology annotation, cellular component: cytoplasm; mitochondrial matrix. The transcript is spliced from 5 exons.